CACCAACAAACUCUCCUCUUGCUCUUCUCUCUGCACAGGCAGACUUCUCCCGCUAGCUUCGACAAAGCAACUGAAUCUCAUACCAACCCAAAAACCGAAGAGACCUACACACAACACAAGCCUCGACUUAUAACAGCCGCUCCCUCCCACCUGUGACUUCUAUCAAGACCAGCUCGAGGCAUAAGGCAUCGAUUGCUUCAUCCUUACAAGAUAUCUUGCUUGGAGCAGCUCGCUGAAGAUGGCCACCGCCACUGUUUCUACCCCGUUGAAGUCCCACACCGGGCUCUUCUCCUCCCGCACCGCUGGCGGACGCAUGCCCCUCACCCCCUCGCCCCGCCAGCGUCACUCAAACCAGAACAUUGCCUCAUCCCCCUACACCCCAGAGCGCCGGGACUCCUGUCAUGAUGCAUUCAAGGCCCCCGCCCGGUCAACAUACGGCGGCAACCUGACCGCACACCUGACCAAGGCCGCCUCACACCGUGACUCUCCCAAAUCCAACAUUGCCCGUGGCGUUUCGACUCCCCGCAGGGCCCUGGAGCUUGGUGUCUCGGACUUCACCCUGACUGGUACCGGUGUGCACAACAAGACCCCUGGCAGCAACAAACACAAGAAGGCGAUCAGGCAGAAGGUUGCCAAGACUACGGUCAACUAUGCCGGUGACCGCUUCAUUCCUGACCGCGCUGCCAGCUCCGCCAUCUCCCACGGUGGGUCUGGCAAGCUGGACCGCGCAGAGCGGAGGCCCAAGAGCAGCUCCACCGUUGAGAGCUCAGGUGUUCUGUCCUCGGCUGCCGAUGAGGCCAUCGCCGCCCUGGAGGCGCUGAACAUUGGUGACGAUGAGGAGCCUGAGACCUACUCGAGGCCUUCCCCCAACACUGCCGCCUACCAGGACUCCCUCGCCAACGCAUGUGGCGUCAGCCUCAACACCCGUAUCCUGCAGUUCAAGCCCGCGCCUCCUGAGUCGUCCAAGCCCAUCGACUUCCGCCAGCAGUACAACAGGCCCCUCAGGGCAGCCAGCUCGAACCAGGCCCAGUCAAGGCGCCGCAUUGCCACCGCCCCUGAGCGUGUCCUGGACGCCCCUGGCCUGAUCGACGACUACUACCUGAACCUGCUCGACUGGAGCUCUGGCAACCAGGUCGCCAUUGGCCUGGAGCGCAACGUCUAUGUUUGGUCUGCGGAUGAGGGUUCGGUCAGCUGCCUCCUGGAGACGAGCCCCGACACCUACGUCAGCAGUGUCAAGUGGUCGGCUGAUGGCGCCUACGUCGGUGUCGGCAUGGGUACCGGCGAGGUUCAGAUCUGGGAUGUUGCUGAGAGCCAGAAGGUGCGCAGCAUGUUCGGCCACGACACCCGCGUCUCGGUCAUGGGCUGGAACAAGCACCUGCUGUCGACGGGCGCCCGUAGCGGCCUCGUCUACAACCACGAUGUCCGCAUCGCCGAGCACAAGGUGGCCGAGCUCGUCUCGCACACCUCCGAGGUAUGCGGUCUUGAGUGGCGCUCUGACGGUGCCCAGCUUGCCACCGGCGGCAACGACAACCUGGUUUCCAUCUGGGACGCCCGCUCCCUGUCGGUGCCAAAGUUCACCAAGACCAACCACAAGGCUGCCGUCAAGGCCCUGGCUUGGUGCCCCUGGAACAUGAACCUCCUGGCCACGGGCGGCGGCUCGUACGACCGUCACAUCCACUUCUGGAACUCGACCUCGGGUGCCCGCGUCAACAGCAUCGACACCGGCUCGCAGGUUACCAGCCUCCGCUGGAGCCCGCACUACCGCGAGAUCGUCAGCUCGAGCGGCUUCCCCGACAACUCGCUCAGCAUCUGGAGCUACCCGACCCUUGUCCGCACCGUUGAGAUCCCUGCCCACGAAAGCCGCGUCCUGCACAGCUGCCUCAGCCCCGACGGCCAGAUGCUCGCCACGGCUGCCGCCGACGAGAGCCUCAAGUUCUGGAAGAUCUUCGAGAAGAAGCCCGCUGGCAGCGCUGCGACCGGCCUCGGCGCCUCGAGCAAGGCCGACAUGGUCAAGCAGAUGACCAUCCGUUAAUAAAAGACGAAACACCCAACACUCGAUAGCACCCACCCAUUUUGUCAAGUACAACUUGAGGAAUUAGCAACCAGACGGUAAGUAUAAAUAUGUCACGGUUAUUGUUCCUGGCAAUCUCGGUUUUAUAUGGGCAGGGGCUCGGCGUCCAGGUCUGGGUAUCAAUAUCGAUCCCAUCAUCGUCUUUGGUCCGUUUCAAGCGCGGCGUUGGUUGAGUCUUCCAAAGGAUACCCCCUUUUGUUAAUCCCUCUCACAAACGACGACAACGAGGAAUUUGUUGUGGCAUGAAAUGGGCAGAUUGUUCACGCAGGGACGAAAGAAAGAGCUGGGCACGUUCAGGAGUUUUGAUUCCAUCUUUGUUUUUCUUGUUUUCACAGCAUGUUUGCUCAGCAGGUUGGCCAUUGAGCAUGGGUCAGGCACGGAGUUUGGGUUGGCAGGUUUUGCAUGUAACUCUUUGGUAAUUCUGGGAUAGGACGAGGAAAUAAGCAUAUGGAUGUAUAUAUCCGUGCUCUCUUGAUCAUUAUUGAUAUUUAAAUUCUCGUGAUUCACUGGAAUGCGAACAAAGACAAUCGCCCAA
Messenger RNA from Gaeumannomyces tritici R3-111a-1, 2606 nucleotides. Its product is annotated as WD repeat-containing protein slp1. Gene Ontology annotation, cellular component: anaphase-promoting complex. NCBI's taxonomy places the organism in Eukaryota, Fungi, Ascomycota, Sordariomycetes, Magnaporthales, Magnaporthaceae. The record is from RefSeq and is a predicted model, not a curated record. The transcript has a single exon. Gene Ontology annotation, molecular function: ubiquitin ligase activator activity; anaphase-promoting complex binding; protein binding. Gene Ontology annotation, biological process: anaphase-promoting complex-dependent catabolic process; positive regulation of ubiquitin protein ligase activity; positive regulation of anaphase-promoting complex-dependent catabolic process. Bases 239 to 2032 code for a protein of 597 amino acids.